Gorilla gorilla gorilla (western lowland gorilla) is the source of this 3064-nucleotide messenger RNA. It is a transcript of the gene PLPP7, whose product is annotated as phospholipid phosphatase 7 (inactive). Gene Ontology annotation, cellular component: nuclear envelope. Bases 707 to 1228 code for a protein of 173 amino acids. NCBI's taxonomy places the organism in Eukaryota, Metazoa, Chordata, Mammalia, Primates, Hominidae. Gene Ontology annotation, molecular function: sphingosine-1-phosphate phosphatase activity. The transcript is spliced from 2 exons. The record is from RefSeq and is a predicted model, not a curated record.
UUUGAUUGGACUGUGUUGCACUGAAGCUGAAUUCAAGACGGAUUUAAAAAAAGACCUGCCAGCUGAAUGAAUGCUGUCACAGAGGGAGGAGCUGGACCUGGCCCCAGGGACCCAAGAUGAUGCUGUCAGUGACGUCGUUCACUCCACCUGGUGCCCAAAGAGGCCUCGGCCCGAGCAACACCGUCCAGUUUACAGGACCAGGUCCAAGCUGCCAGGCCGCUGGGGCAGGCAGGCCUGGCUUGCAGGGGUCUGGACGGCUCAGAGGGAAGCUGGUAAAAGCAGGGUAAGCCCAGGUCCCACCUCUGCCCCUUCAGAGGCCAAGGCCACUGCAGAGUCCAGAGCAGCCGGAGGACUACAUUUCCCAGAGUCCCCCAAGCCCAGGGAUGAGCCAUUGGCCGAUUUAAAUAGCCCAGGCCCGAGGCAGCCAGGCCGCAGCUGUGGACUCCUCACCUCCUGGAGGCUCUGCUGGUGCAGGCCCCGCAUUGGAGGGCUCGAUUGGCUGCCCGGCUGGCACUGACGUCCCCUUGGAGCUGGGUGGCAGCGGAGAUAAACAGCCAUGUGCAACUCUCCACACUAUAUUUAACAGCUGCGGCGGAGAAGGCAGGGAGGCAGCCACGGUGGCGGCUCUGGGGGCAGCUCUUGUCUUCGGGGAGAAGGCCCUUGGAGCCGGGCUGGCAUCGGCCUUCUCGGGGUGAGCGAGGUCACCAUGCCAGCUUCCCAGAGCCGGGCCCGUGCCCGGGACCGCAACAACGUCCUCAACAGGGCUGAGUUCCUGUCCCUGAACCAGCCCCCCAAGGGGGGCCCGGAGCCCCGCAGCUCGGGCAGAAAGGCCUCGGGCCCAUCAGCACAGCCCCCACCUGCUGGUGACGGGGCCAGAGAGCGACGCCAGUCACAGCAGCUGCCAGAGGAGGACUGCAUGCAGCUGAACCCCUCCUUCAAGGGCAUCGCCUUCAACUCCCUGCUGGCCAUCGAUAUCUGUAUGUCCAAGCGGCUGGGGGUGUGCGCUGGCCGGGCGGCGUCCUGGGCCAGUGCCCGCUCCAUGGUCAAGCUCAUCGGCAUCACGGGCCACGGCAUCCCCUGGAUCGGAGGCACCAUCCUCUGCCUGGUGAAGAGCAGCACACUGGCCGGCCAGGAGGUGCUCAUGAAUCUGCUCCUGGGAAUGUUUGCUUUUAAGAACAUUUCCCCUGCCCCAAACAUUGAAAAAUUUGCAACCUACUUGUUAAGAUAAGGCUUCAGGCUCAUUCCAGCAGCCAGCUGCCAUGGGCACAAAGCUGUUUGCCCCACGGGAUAAAGAUGAAGAUUUGAGUUGCCUUCCUCCUUGAACAGAAGUGAUAGACAUUUUUAAAAAUCUUUAAAAACAUCAUGUAUUGAGCUUUAUUAUGUACCAAAGACAAUGGCAUGAACGGCCUGUAUUUUAUGAUGUAAAAAAGCUGUCGAUGACCUUUCAAGGUAAAUAUUAAUAUGCCCAUUUUACAGAUGAGUAAACUGAGGCUCAGAAAGCUCAAGCAACUUGCCCACCACACAGCUAUAAGCGGUAGGUUCAGGAAGUAAAUCCAAGUCCCCGUGACUGCAAACCCCCCCACUCCUCGCUGCUCACCGUGGGGCUGCAGGUCGGGCGUAUCAUCCGUGUUCACUGCACUCCUGGAGUGUGUGUGUUUUGCGGAGGGGAAUGAUCUGGGAGGAGGUUGACUGUCUUCAUAUCCAGGUAUUGAGGCCAUGGGGACAUAGGGCCUGGCACAAGUCAGGCAUUCAGCACAGGCCACAGAGCAGGCCGGGUGGGUCUGGGGACCCCGAGGUCACUCUGUGGGGAUGCCAGCCCAGCCCUCGGCUUGGUGGGAGAAAAUUGCAGCAAAUGGCCAAGGCAGGCUCUAAUCCUGCAGCUCUGGUCUGACCUGCCAGGAAGGAAGGUCCCACGGUCCUCUGCGCUGGGGAAAGCAGACCACCCACUGAGCGCACGCUGCAGGUUCCAUCUGUCCUUUUGUCUUCGGAAGGCACCCUUCAACCCUGGAGCACAGGCUCUGGGGAGAGACUGGCUGUUGUCCAGGUCCCUGCUCUGACCCUCACUUGCUGUACGCACAUGCUCAAGUCAGUUCCUGUCUCUGAGCCUCAGUUUCCCUAUCUGGGGGCUGAGGGGGAUGUGGCAGGGAUGUGAAGGGAGCUGGCAAAGCAUUUGGCAUGGUGGGUGCCAUGCCACACGGUGACAUCACUGCAAUACUGAAGGGGGAGGGAGCCCUACCUAGCCCUGCCCACCCGCUCUGGCCCCGUGGCACUGAGCUAACCCCCAGGGGCAGUCUCUGGGCUGGGAGCAAGACCUCCGAGCUUGCGGUUGGGACCUGGGUUCCACUUGGCUCUGAAGAGGCAGACUUGGGAGCUUGGGAAAUGGGAGCUGCAGCUACGAGGCCUAGGAAGGGUCUCGCUGGGCCCGGGGAAGUUCUCUGCAUGCUCCCUGCUUGGCAAGCAGUCCCAUGCCUUCCCUGCUAGCCCCUCCCCUAGUGCACACUGUCAAGACUCUAGAAAGCUCAGAGCCAGAAGGGGUCUUAGCAGCAGGCAAAAGUUUGGACUCCACAGGCAGCUGGACCUGGGUGCAAAUCCCAGCCCUGCUGUGGGAACUCAGGCAAGUGACUUUGCCUCUCUGAGCCUCAGUUUCUUCAUCUGUCAGAUGGGUUGUUGGGAAAUCUCCCUGAUGAAUAACACAUGAAGUGCUUGGCACUUACUGAUGUUUUACGCUUAAGUAGCAAUGAUUAUCAUCAUCAUUAUCACCGUCAUCAUUGUCAGAAGUCCAGGACCAGCCUCCUGCCAGGUACCUUCCAAGCUCUAGAUGCCUUGAGACCACCUGUCCCCUUCUCCCUCCCGAGCAGCACCCAGCUUGAUGAUCCGAAGGGAGCCAGGUGACAGGUGACAGUGACCAGGCCCAUCCCAGUUCACUAAGCCCAUCCUUGUUUCCUCAUGGGCCUGUCCUGUGGUGGUAAAUGCCUCUGGUCUUGUUCCUUGAUCUAUGUCCUUUAUAAAAGUAUCUUUUUGUUUGUUUGUUUGUUUUUGAGACAGAGUCUGUCUCUGUUGCCCA